Messenger RNA from Bactrocera dorsalis (oriental fruit fly), 685 nucleotides. RefSeq lists its product as uncharacterized. The coding region runs from base 173 to 670 and encodes 165 amino acids. NCBI's taxonomy places the organism in Eukaryota, Metazoa, Arthropoda, Insecta, Diptera, Tephritidae. The transcript is spliced from 3 exons. The record is from RefSeq and is a predicted model, not a curated record.
UCAUGAAUUCAGAUAUUAUUGGUUUGAUGUUCGAAACAGAAUUUGUAUCGGUUUUGGGUGUCAUCGAAACCAAUUUUAUCGGUUUUGCUAUCAGAAAUAAAACAAGAAGAUAAUCGCCAACAGAUUUGAAUAUUCAGUUUAUAUUUCUGUGUGUUGUUAGACGGUUGAGAAAAUGGGAAAACAUAAGAAUAGAACGCAAAAUACGAUCAUAAUUGAAUUUAUGGAAAAAAAUCCAGAUAUCUUAAGAGGGUUUACGAAACGCAAUAAGCCGACAAUAGAAUCGUUAUGGCAGGAAUUAACUGAAUCGCUUAAUGCUGCAGGUCCUCCACACAAAGAUGUAAACGGGUGGAAAAAGGUUAUAACUGAGUGGAAGAGCGAAAUCAAAAGAAAAUUAGCUCACAACAAAAUUGAGAGUCGAGCAACAGGAGGUGGCCCAUUUUCUAAAUAUCAGCUCACUCCAAACGAAGAAACUAUUGUGCGUCUUUGUGUCAUUUCUCAAACUAUAGAAGGCAUACCAGGUGUUGCUCUUGGCACCCAACCCGUCAAUGAAAAUUUAAAUAUUACAAUUGCAGGGGUGAAUGUAGAUUUGUCUUCCUCAUCGUCAGAGCAACAAAAUAUAAACUCAAGUUAUAAUGCAUCCAAUAGACAACAAGUUGUAAAAAUAAAAUAAAUAUGUAAAAAUGAA